AUUUCAUUUCGUGCGCAAUUGAAUUUCAAUUUGCCCAACUUAAUAUCUCCGCCAUUCGGCCCCUCAUUCUCACACAUAUUUUCCUCUAUCUCUUUCUCUCUCUCUUCGACUCUAACCCUAGCUCACCCACCAGGGUUCAACAUGAAGGGAGCUAAAUCUAAGUCAGAUACUAAGAGCGCUAAGCUCUCCGUGAAUAAGAAACCGAUCACGAAAGGUGGAAAGAAAUCGGGGAAGGCAGCCAAGGAUCCAAACAAGCCAAAGAGGCCUGCCAGCGCCUUCUUCGUUUUCAUGGAGGAGUUCCGUGAGCAAUACAAGAAAGAUCACCCUAAAAACAAAUCCGUUGCUGCUGUUGGCAAAGCUGGUGGAGAUAAAUGGAAGAGCAUGUCUGAAGCUGAAAAACAACCUUAUAUUGCUAAGGCAGAGAAGCGAAAGGUUGAGUAUGAAAAGAACAUGAAAGCCUACAAUAAGAAACAGGCUGAGGGUGCCAAAGAAGAUGAUUUAGAGUCUGAGAAGUCUGUGUCUGAGGUGAAUGAUGACGAGGAUGAUGAUGAAGGCAGCGGAGAGGAAGAUGAUGAUGAGUAGGAAGAUCCAGAGAGGAUAGCAUAGUCAAUGUAGGCUGUGAUAGUGUUUGAUCAUCUUAUGUUAAUGCUUUGAUAUUUCCAUGUUGCUCUUUUAGAUGUCCAUGCCCAUGUCAUCUAAUGAAAAAAAUGUAUCUCGUGAAUCCUGUUGGUUUCUUUUGACCUUCAGAAUAGUUGUAGAUGGGAGAUUUACUGCUAUAUGUACUUUUUCCAUUUUAAAAUGAAUGGCUUAGAUAAAUCCUCUGUA
This is a messenger RNA of Durio zibethinus, 825 nucleotides long. RefSeq names its product high mobility group B protein 3. The record is from RefSeq and is a predicted model, not a curated record. NCBI's taxonomy places the organism in Eukaryota, Viridiplantae, Streptophyta, Magnoliopsida, Malvales, Malvaceae.